AGCAACUACUAUUCGUGUUGCUUUCUUCCACUAUUGCAAACGUACCGACGAAUUUGUUGUAUUUUAUGGACCAUCGUUUGUUUCCCUUUGGCUGAAAUUGUGGUAUUGGGCGAGUGCUGAGCAAAAACGUCUUGUUGUAAAAAUCCGAGGGCGAAAAUUUCUCUUCGAGCUCCUCGGCUUGCUGUUGCUGGGUAUUCAGUGUGCCCAAAACUUGCUUGAGCUCGAAUUUUCCACCCGCUCUGGGAUUAAACAUCGGCGCGUCAAAAAAGGAUGGAUGGUGUGUUGGAUACGUAAAACGCCCAAUGUUCACUCGCCCCUUUGGCACAGACAAGUGCGUGUCCACCACAGUCGUACUCCUACCACUUCUCCUACUACUUCUUUCUUUUGGUACACCGUGCUUGGAUGCGCUUGAUUUGGAUUUGUCGCUGGUGCUAUCUUUGCCACUGGUAUGCGCUUGAGUAUCCUCUCUGUGAUCACUCAGCACGGGAUUGUCCACCAAGCCUUCCUCUGUGGUUGCGACGACUUCACCCUCCAAAAUUGUGUCCGUGAUAUCACUUCUGCUUUUCAGCGACGAAGUGGAUUGUCCAGUAUCAUCCAUGGGCCUGUCCGCGGCAAGAACCAGUCUGCCCCCAACCAGAUUCCAUUUCCCCUUAAGCUUGCCAAAUUCACAGUAACGAUCGAGAACGUCAUUGUCUUCAUCGGCGUUCUCUUUCGUCCGGUCGUUGUCAAAAAAUCGUACCUUGUCGGGAAUCCCUUCCUCUUCGCUAGAAUAUUGCUGAAACGACCCAUCUUCCUUGAGCAUCAAUAGUACCUCCUUCUUGUCGUUGUUGCUGUUUUUUGGAACUUUCGGAUAAACGGUGAACUCUUUCAGGGGAUAAGAAAGCGUUGGCAUCUGUUUCAGCUUCCACAAUCCUGCGACACUUCUGUGGUUGACAUCGGGAGAGUAUGCCGAGCAAGAACAUGAAAAGAAGCAGAGAGCUAUCGAGGCCCACAACAGAGAAACACGUGCCCCGCCACGAACACGGUUCGUUCCGGGGUUGGCCACAUGCCCUGAAUCAAAAUCGAUGUUUAUCAUUUGUCUGGUCCGGUCUUUACAGACGUAUUUGUUGUCACUCGAGUCUUGUGGCCUACGGUAUGUGUCGUUGUUCCGAUGCAAAUGAUAAAUCGAAGGUUUUGACAGUUUGAUAGUUCUAUUUUUUCAGAGAAUGGAGAAUUCUUUGAAGCGAUGACUACAAGGUUAGAAUACUUUGAAAUAAACGAAAAGAAGUCUGUGAACAGUAACCUGACUCUGUAUCAUGCAUUCGGCAUUGGCAUUGAAUUACAACAGAUGACGACGACCGACUCAUCUUGUMAACUUUCAAACUUCGUGAAUAGAAUUGGAACCCAAAACGAAAAAAGUCUGCCGACAAGGCUUCUUUCUGUUCUAUCAGAAAUUCUUUGUGACAGAGAUGACAUCAACAUCAAUUUUCUUUCGCCUUGAAUCGUUCGGUUGAAAUUUUAACGGUCGCAAAAAAGUCAAUAUACAUAGAAUUCAUAUCAGUCAUACCUAAUGAAGAUAUGUUUCGUUUGCAUUUCCGAUUUCCUUAAGCGAUACAGUACGUACAGGUAUGGGACGUACCGUAUGUACGGUAUAUGUACGGUGAGGACAAAAAUUAUGUCGCUUGCGGGAUCAUUCCGCGAUACAAACCGCAAUAAUAUGUUCUGUACCUACAGAAGAUAUUGUACACGAAUAUGUUCAUGUCCGGGAGCAUUCCCGAGUGAUUUUGAGUCAAGAAAUUGGAGCCGCAAAAAUAUUCUCAAAAAGUAAUUUUCGACAUCGUAGUACGAAAUACGUUAUUCACGUGCAAAAAGACCGACUUUCGAAACCAGACUAAAUCGAGCACACGUCCCAACUUCCCGAUAGGUGUUGUUGGUUGUACAGGUGUCUCUCACAAGGCAAGGUCUCUUAGAUUCGUUGCUUGUCCACCCAAUAAGAUCAAAUUGGCUACUAUCGCUGUUUCGUUACGGUAGAGACCAGCAGUUGACAAAACGAAGGAUACUCGAAUACAGCAGUCUUCUCCAGAAACAACAAAAUGAGUGACGCUCUGCCUCCGUGCCGUCUUUUGUUCCGCUCGAAGGAGGGGAUCGAAAUCUUCUCCGUGCGAUCAGAACGCGACGCAGAACCUUUGCCACCAGCGACCGAUCGGAAAUUUCUUUUGAAGGGAGCUUCCUCCUUUCAAACUAUGCUGCCCGAUGGAUCGGCUGUCUUGGUCCAUCGUCCCGACAAGGGGAUUGUGAAAAUCGACUUGGACGGAAACGACACCCAAAACUCCGAUCAGCCGUUUUUUCCCAACACUUCGAAGGUUCAAAUAAUGGACGUGUCCCCAAAAGGAAGCUAUCUGUUGACAUGGGAACGCGGCAGCGCCAACGAGAGUGAGAACAACCUCAAAGUUUGGAAUACAUCCACCGGGGAAUGUGUAACGGGCUUUCGACGGAAAAUGAUCAACCGAAAUUGCUGGCCGUACUUGCAAUGGACGCACGACGAAAAAUUCGCCUUUUUGUUGACCACCAAUGAGGUUCGCAUCUAUCCGGGCACCUUUCCUCAAAAAGCAGAAACCAGAUUUGUGGAUAAAAUUCGCAUUCCACAGAUCACUCAAAUGAGUUUGCCGUCGUCUACUGCAACCGAUAGUGUAGGGAAAAUCUUGUUUGCAGCCUUCAUUGGGAAGGACAAGAACAAACCAGCGCGGGCCGCUUUGUAUGAAUACCCUCCUGCUAAUGAGUCUGCUUCACCGUAUCCCGCGAUUGCUAGCAAAUCUCUUUUCAAUGCGGAGGAGAUGACAGUUCAUUGGAGUCCCAGAGGAGACGUCGCUCUCAUCGCCUUGCAGAGCUCUGUAGACAACACCGGAGAGUCCUAUUACGGAUCCUCAUCCUUGUUUUUGAUGUCCCAACAGACCUCGAACGACGCCAUUGCCGUGCCACUUCCUCAGGAAGGACCCGUGCUAGAUGUCGGAUGGAUGCCCAAUGCCGAAAAGCCACCUUGUUUUGCCGUAGCAGCUGGACGGAUGCCGUCGAUGGCAUCCUUGCACAACGGUCGGGACGGAAAAGCUACGUUCUUGUUCGGAAACCGCCAUCAAAACACGGUGUCGUGGGCGCCCCAUGGACGGUUCGUGAAUUUGGCUGGAUUCGGAAACUUGGUAAGUGAAAUUCAAGACUAAUCGUCGAAAAAAACGUCACAGAAAGAGUCAUACUCAUCAGUACGCAUUGCAUUCAUCUAAUAUUCUGAACCUGAAUGGAUCCAAAACAAUUGUCUCGGAUGUCCUGUUUGAUACCCAAAUAAAAGGCUGGAGGCAUGACAUUUUGGGAUAAGAACAAAGGAAAACAAAUUCCUCCUGGAACGCCUGUCACUGCGAGUGAGACAACACAGUUUGGAUGGUCACCGGAUUCACGACUGUUCGUCGUUGCAACCACGUCCCCGCGCAUGAACGUGUCGAAUGGCGUCAAUCUAUACCGGUACAAUGGAGAAAAGAUCAACAACAAUGUACUACCCUGGAACAAUGAGAAUUAUCUUCCAGAUCGACUCUUGCAAGCAACCUUUGUGCCGGCUGCACCCGAAGUUGUAUAUCCAGAUCGACCGCAAUCUCCGUCUUUGAAAGACCUAGGGACCGGACCCGACGCCGCUGCCGCGUCAGCGGCUGCCGCUCCCAAACCAGCUGGGAGAUACAUUCCACCGUCCCAACGAAAUCGUGCUGGACGAGGAGGGGGAAACAGCCUUGCGGAUCGUAUGCGAGCGGAAAAAGAAGGAAAGAUGCUUGGUGCACAGAAAGUCACUAAGACUACCCCUGGAAUGAAACGCGGUGUUGUUGGAGCAACUGGGAAGGUUGUGGUUGGUAUGGCACCACCAGAGCAAAAGGAAGGAAAAAGCAAGUCGGCGCUGCGAAGGGAAAAACAGCAACAGAAGAAGAAAGAAGAAGCCGCACGAAAAGCCCUAGAAGAGAAGCUGGCAGCGGAACAAAAAGCACAGGAAGAGGCAAACAAACCGGUGGACCCGGUCAAACGUGCCAAAAAGAUCAACAAAGUUCUUCGACAAAUCGAUGAAUUGAAACAAAAAGACCCAUCCGAAUUGAACGAAGACCAAGCCAAAAAGGUUGCCUCCGAACCAAGUCUUCGGGAAGAGCUUGCCAAAUUGAGCGUGUAGGUACACAGAUUUGUGGCUGUACUUUGCUAACCGAUAAAGUUCUAUUCCUUUA
Messenger RNA from Pseudo-nitzschia multistriata, 4226 nucleotides. NCBI's taxonomy places the organism in Eukaryota, Bacillariophyta, Bacillariophyceae, Bacillariales, Bacillariaceae. The record is from the annotation of a GenBank genome assembly.